GCUCUCUCCGUCUCAUGUCUCAAGUCUCCGACGGGUCUCUCUCUCCUGCUCACACUCACUCACUAUUUCGCCCAGGCCGAGAAACAAGCUCGGCGGCAUUCUCAGUCAAACAACAAACGCAACUGAAGUAACAACGAGUCCGUACCGCGUACCGCCCCCGAAACAAAAGUGAAAUUCUAUAAGAUCCCGGGUCUUUGGCCAAACCACCCAGGAAUAUCGCCGCGAUAAGCUGGAAAUCAAACAAAUUCAACGAAAACUCACCCCGAAAGUUAUGGUAUUUGAUUCCGCGGAAGGUCGGAUCGAGUGCAGUGCUUAAUGUUCCAGCUGCGGAGAGAGGUCAGCGAGAGGUUCGGAGUCUGGGUGCAGCGCCUCCUCGUCAUCGUCCUGCACCUUUGGCACCGCUCCAGCAUGUCCUUCGUUCGCGGCCGCCAGGAGGCGUUCAAGUGGAUUAAACGCCGACUGGCCAGGAGACGAAGUCACGCUGACACGAACAUCGAGGCAGGGCGAGCAGAAGCAGCUGUUUCUGGUUCUGGUUCAGGAGCAGGAGCGGAAUUAGCCGAGAUCUUGGUGGCGAGUGACACGCAAAUCGAUGUUCCUGGUGGGGGAAGUCCAGGAGGGCAGAUCCCGAGCAUAGAGAGCCCAGAGUCCCCGUUCGCGGCCACUGACAGGGACAUGAAAGGGGCCAGAGCAGCGCCCAUAGCUCGCGACGACGAGGAUCAGGAGGCGGAGGACCCGGAGGAGGAACCUCCAGAGGUGGAGCAGCUGUCCGCGAAUGCUAAUUAUGUGUGCUGUCGAUACCCGGGAACAAGCUCUGCCUCCUCCUCCACCUCGGCGGCAUCAGCAACUUUGAACCGCAGCAAGUCGCGGGUUCAAAAGUACCUCAAGAAGUGCAAACAGCGGCUAACGGGUCAGCCCAAGAUGCCAACUAGCAGUUCCACCAACGCGACCACCAUCACCCUGAUCAGGAAUGAGCCAGCACCCACGACACUCGAGGAGAGGGAGUCCGAGGAGGAGCAGGAGGAGGAUCUGGCGGAGGGCAGCACCGGGUCCUAUACGGAUGCCCUGCCCAUCGACUGCAGUCUGAGUGCCAGCAUUGCCGAGGAACAACAGCAGGCGGUCGACGAGCUGGAGCCGCCGAAGGAGGAAGUCCCACUGGAGAUAGAGAGUAACCCCGGAGGAAUCCCGAUACCGAUGCCAACGCGACUUCCUGCCGACGUGGACGCCACGCUGGCCCGGCUGAUUGACAGCCAUCUGUCGCACAUUUAUCCCGUCUACUGGGCACGCACGCGUGCGAUUUUAAUCCAGCAGGCACGUGAGCGACUCGUGUGCGGAUUCGACGGCAGUUUGGCCCGCUUCGAGCAGCGAUUCCUAUGCAAAUUUGCUCAAAUUGCCGCGGCUCUCCGCACGGCCCAUCAAACUGGCGAGUCCUGGUUAUGGCAUCCCGGCUGGCCCCUGGCAACAUCCAAUGGAGCGCUGGUCUUGCAGCUGAGCGACGCUGAGAUCGCGCACGCACUUCGCCCGGCGGAGCUGUAUCUCUGCAUCAAAUUGGAAUCUUCAGCAGAAGGCGACGCGGACUGCACACCGCGGCUCUAUGCUGUUUGGCGCUCGUCCCGCAAGGAGGAGAGCGUCCAGAGCCACUGCAUCGACCACGAGAAUCCCGGCCAGUUGCCCCUGAGCGUGCUCCAGCUGGAAAUGUCCACGGCAGCGGCGGCACUGAUGGCAUCGGAUUGCGGCGAGCUGCCGCAACUGCUGCAGAAUCUGCUGGUCAGCGUGGAGCGCAGCAUCGAGCGCGUUUCGCUGAACGAGCUGCAGAUGCCGAUGCAUCCUGGCCCCGGGGAGGAUGCCCUCGACGAGGCCAACAAUAAUGGCUGCAAUAGCAACAGCCUGGUGGGUUUGGGAUCACCCAAGUGCGCGUUGCGGCGCAGCGAUUUGAUUACCAAAAACAAACUGUUCAACAGCCGCUACAUGCUGAGGCGCCUAACCAAUCGGCAGGACAGCAUGAACUCCACCUCGUCGGGCAACAGCAAUGUGAGCGACAGGAGCAGCAGCUCCAGUUGCAGCUCCAGUUCGAGUGCCGGCGAGGAGCUCCUGACCAGCAGCUCGGAGGCCAAAAAGAGGAGCAUCGGUGGUAACGAGGCCAGUGGCGCCUCCACCUCGCCGGCACUGCCCCUCUUUUGUCUCGGCAACUCAUUUCCGCACAUCGACAGCGAUGAGGAGCCCAGCGAUAGCAUCGGACCGGGGAAACACCACAGUCUGGAGACCUGCGAGACAGAGCUACUGCCGCCCAGCUCGAUUGGCGAGCUGCCUGAGAAACUGCUGACCAGCGGUGUCUAUUUACCAGGCACACGCACCCUCCAAGGCGACCCACUUGUGAGCGUGGACGCGGCCUGUGUGGCGUCCGCCGGCCUCAAUUGCUACGAGCUGGCCACGCUGCUCCUCUACUACAGCACAAUUCCCGAGCGAAGCUCCUGCCCCUUCUCCGCCCCGGCAACACCCGGAACGACGGCAACAAUCAAUGGCCAUAAAAGCACCGAGCAGCAGCAGCAGCAACAGCAGAAACAACAACCCGCCCAACAGACAUUUACCAUUUUAAUUGCCAUCGAGAAGUCUCAACAUUUAUGCGUAAUCGACUUAAUUUGCCAAAGUCUCAGACUCUUAGCCAAGCAAAUUGGCAAUUGUGAAAUUUUGGCCGUUUGUUCCGAUUCGAGUCUGCUGCAAUUGUGCAACGAGCAGCAGCAACAGAAGCAGCAGCAGCAGAACAAUAACAGUGAUCACCCGGAGCCGUCGUCGUCGCCAUCGCCAUCGUCAUCGCCAAUGGAUUUGGUUAAAUUCAUUAGCGUGGACCAAGUCACGACAAGUGUUGCGCCAUCGCAGCUGCCCGCUGGAUUGCUGCCCUCCGUGCCCGCCCUAUCCAGCCUGGCGGGGAUUAGCCAGCGGCAUCACGAUGCCACCAAGUGGCGCGAGUUUUUCGCCCAACUGGAGGCCUUUCAGCGCCAAUGCUCGACGGCCGGCGGUCGGCUGGUGAGUGCCCUCAGCGAAAUACGCGCCGCCGAUCUUCAGGGAUUGCCCACGCGCCGCCAACUUUAUGGCCAGCAUCGCGCCCUCAGUCGUGCGCUGAUGGACUCGCAGCUCCACAGUCUCCGCAAGAUGGGUGCUGGCCAGUUGGCCAGGCUUCAGGAUCUGGCCAGGGCCAUCACCUCUGCCCCUCCAGCUUCGCCUCGGAUGACGUCACCGGCUUCGGUCAAUAUCACACCACCAUCUUCGGGGGCAUUCCUCAACGUGGAUGCCGCCUGCAAGCUGCGCAAGGUGACGCUCCUCUUCAACGAAGUCGACCGAGCGGCCCAGCGACUGGAACAGCUGACGGAGCAGCGCAGGGAGCGACUCAGGCAACUGACCAGGCAACGAGCUCUCGAGGAUGAGAUCAGUGAGGUCACCUCUUGGCUGGGCAGCGAUGGAGCGGAGAAUCUGCAAAAGUUUUCCCACUUGCAAUGGGACAACGAAUCGCAGCUGAGGACCCAGGAGCAGGAGUUCGAGAAGUACUACUUUAUAGCCAUGAAACACUUGGCCAAAGGACGGGACCUGCAUGCCGCUGCCUUGAAAGUUUCCGUCCUGAGCGAAAGCGCCAAUAACCUGAAGUCCGCCCUAGAUCAAUUUGGCCAGAAAUUGGAGCUGGCCCACGAGCGUUUCGAGGCAGCCGCCCGCCUGCUGCACUUGCUCACCCAGCAUCAGCGGGAAACCGCUGCCAGGGAGGAGCUGCAGCGCCUGGCGGAGCAACUGGGCGCCACCGCGUUGCUGGAGAAGCACUGGCCGGCGAUGAGGAAGAGCCACUCGCUGCCGGUGGCCAGUAGCACACCAGCUCCGACCGCUGGGAAGAGGGUCAGCUAUCGUUGCAGCUCGGCCAGCGGCAGCUCCUUCGAGGGAGGUCCUUCGAGCAGCAGCUGCAGCUGCUGGCGGGAGAGCCGCAACCUGGAGGACAUGGACCAGAUGGACGAGGAGGAGGAGGAGCAGGACUGCGACGGCGGCGAUGGAGAGGAGCAGCAGUCCAAGAUUGCCGAUUCCGGAGUGGGCGUCUGCGAUAACUGCGAACGCAAUCCCAAGCUGGCCAGGAUCUGCUCCUGCCAAAGCCUCAACGAAAAGAGUCACGACGAACUCCUCGAGGACGAGUGCUUCGAUCGACCCUCGAAGAGGUACAUGGACAUGCACUCGCCCAUGGAGGCGAAUGCCCAUCUGCAGUGCCAUGGCUCCAGUCUGGAGCUGCCCAAGCUGGAGGAGCUCAGCUGCCUGGAUCCCAAGAUACAAAAAACGCUUCUAUUGAUCAUGCGCGAGAUGAUUGGUACCGAACGCGACUACGUGCGCUCCCUGUACUACGUGAUCGAGAACUAUAUAGACGAGCUGCUGCGCGAGGAUAUCCCCCAGCCGCUGAGGGGCCAGCGCAAUGUGAUCUUCGGCAACAUCGAGAAGAUCUUCGAGUUCCACAACUCGCACUUUCUGGGCGAACUGGAGCGGUACGAGCGGAAUCCUUUAAAAGUGGGAGCUGCCUUCCUGGAAAUGGAGUCCAAGUUCUACCUAUAUGCUCUGUACAACAAGAACAAGCCCAAGAGCGAUACUCUGCUUAGCGAAUAUGGCAGUUCAUUCUUCAAGCCGAAACAAAUUCAGCUCCAGGAUAAACUGGAUCUGGCCUCAUAUCUGCUGAAACCUGUGCAGAGGAUGGGAAAAUAUGCUUUGCUGCUGCAGCAAUUGGUCAAGGCCUGCAAGGAAGUCGAAGGAGCAGCUCUUCAAGAGAUCGCUGCGGAUGUGGAGGAACUGCAGCGGGCGGAGGAGAUGGUCAAGUUCCAGCUGCGCCACGGUAAUGAUCUGCUAGCCAUGGACUCACUGCGCGAUUGCGAUGUCAAUGUGAAGGAGCAGGGACGACUGCUGCGCCAAAAUGAGUUCCUCGUUUGGCAAGGACGCGGUGGCAAGAAGACCCUGCGACAGGUGUUCCUCUUCGAAGAACUGGUGCUCUUCAGCAAGGCUCGUCGGUUUCCCGAUCACAAGAAUCUGGACAUCUACAUCUACAAGAACAGCAUUAAGACUUCGGAUAUUGGCCUCACAGCGCACACAGGCGAUUCGGCCACCAAGUUCGAGAUUUGGUUCCGGAAACGGAAGCCCGACGACACUUGGAUGCUGCAGUGCAUGUCGGAGGAUAUCAAAAAUGCCUGGACCGAGGAGAUCUCCAAGCUGCUCUGGAAGCAGGCGAAACGAAACCGAGAGGUUCGUCUGGCGGAGAUGUCUUCUAUGGGCAUUGGCAGUAAACCCUGCCUGGAUAUUCGACCGAGCAACAACCAGAUCAGCGAUCGCUCGAUUCCACUGGCGCAGCUGAACAAGACCCCCAAGCUGCGUCACUCGGAGCCGGGAAAGGGCAGCAUGCGACGGCCCAACUCGCUGAUCUCGGAGAGCUCCUUGUCCAGCGGCACCAGCACCACCAGUGGCUCCUCCAUCAGCGGAGGCUCCACGUCGGGUCACCACGAUGCCGUGGGCAGGCAUAGCCUGCACUUUGGCAAGUUGCCGGGACCACACAGCACCAGUUCCACCAACUGCAGUGCCACCCUGGAGUUGAUCAACGAAACGCAGGCCCUGAAGUUGGGCAAAUCUCCGAGUGGAGGAGGAAUCAAGGGGACGGAAACCGCUGCCGAGGGAGGCAGCACUUCCGGAAAUGGAAAUGGAAGCGGAAACGGACUCGGGAACAGCAAACGACACCACAAACGAUCGACAACCAUUGUCAGCCAGCUGUCCAUGGAGAGCGGCAUUGUCUCCGACAUGUGCGUAACCCCGGAUCAGGAGCAGUCGGCGGCGGAGAGCAGCCGGAGCAGUUGGUCCACGUCGACGACAACGGCAUCCGGAGCUUCGACGACCAGCGCAUCCACGGUGAUCCUGCGGCGAUACCGAUCCUACGCCCAUGCCGCGGAGUCCGCCAGUCCGGACAGCGGCAAAUAGGAGCUCCUGGAGCAUCGAAUCUAGAUUUAUUAGUACAUAGGAAUCCCAUUUAUAGCUUUAGCAGAACGGUUUCAUCGGAUCCAGAUUGUACCAUUACGUUCGAUCCCUAAUUUUAAUUCAUUAUUUUUGUUAUUUAUUAUUUAUUACAUUUUUAGUUUUCGUUAAUUUGUCAUAGUCGCUGCUUUUGGUUUGGCCUUGUUUUUUCGGAAAACUCAAUUGAAAUUAUUGAAUUCAGCGUGUCAAUGUCGAAGCGUAUUUCACAUGUAGUUCUUAGUCCACACAAAACACAAUCGAACGAUCCAUACACACAGAAUCGAUGGGAGCCAUGAGCACCACCCAAAAAAAAGGGGCGUGGCCGAUGCCCAACAUAUCUGAAUCGAAGUUCAUUACGUACAGUUAGUUGAUAUGUAACCUAAGUGCCUACAUCUAAAGUAAUCGUAAACGAACAUAAAAAUAUAUAUCUAUACAUUAUAUUAAAUCGAUAAAUAAGUAUAAGCGAAAAUUUAAAAUCAAUAAAUGUUGCUUCAAUGUAAAACGA
Drosophila takahashii is the source of this 6511-nucleotide messenger RNA. RefSeq names its product Puratrophin-1-like (gene Pura). NCBI's taxonomy places the organism in Eukaryota, Metazoa, Arthropoda, Insecta, Diptera, Drosophilidae. Gene Ontology annotation, molecular function: guanyl-nucleotide exchange factor activity. The record is from RefSeq and is a predicted model, not a curated record.